Messenger RNA from Prosopis cineraria, 1554 nucleotides. Its product is annotated as protein DETOXIFICATION 16-like. NCBI's taxonomy places the organism in Eukaryota, Viridiplantae, Streptophyta, Magnoliopsida, Fabales, Fabaceae. The transcript is spliced from 10 exons. Gene Ontology annotation, cellular component: membrane. Gene Ontology annotation, molecular function: xenobiotic transmembrane transporter activity; antiporter activity. Gene Ontology annotation, biological process: xenobiotic detoxification by transmembrane export across the plasma membrane. Bases 1 to 1554 code for a protein of 517 amino acids. The record is from RefSeq and is a predicted model, not a curated record.
AUGAGAGAAGAUGAAGAUGAAGGGGUAAUGAAAAUGAACAUCCACUAUCCUUCUAAAUCCGGUGGGUUCAUCGUGACAAGUGCAUCCGAAAUUGCUUCCAUUAUCGAAUUGGAAAGCAAAAAAGAAGACAUGAUGAUGGGACUGCGAAGGAGUCAAAAAGUGUUAGACGAGGGUAAGAGACAAGCAUGCCUAGCACUUCCUCUCUUCUCGGUGGGUCUCUUACAGUACAGUUUGCAAACCAUCUCUGUCAUUUUUGUCGGUCAACUUGGUACCUUCCCUCUCUCUGCUGCUUCCAUGGCCACUUCCUUCGCUUCUGUCACAGGCUUCUCCUUGCUGAUGGGAUUAGCAAGUGCUCUGGACACCUUUUGCGGUCAAUCAUAUGGAGCGGGACAGUUCCAUAUGCUCGGAAUACACUUGCAGAGGUCCGUGUUUGUCCUUUCACUGAGCAGUGUACUGCUUGCAAUAAUCUGGGCAAACACAGAACCAAUUCUUGUGGCUAUGAAGCAAGACAAACUCAUAUCAAAAGAAGCAGGAUCAUAUGCCUAUUGCAUGAUCCCAAGCCUCUUCGCAUUUGGUCCUCUUCAGUGCAUUAUGAAAUUCUUGCAAACCCAGAACAUUGUCCUCCCCAUGCUGCUAACUUCUGCAAUUGCAGCUCUGUUUCACAUCAUCUUUUGUUGGGUUUUGGUGUUCAAAUCUGGGCUUGGGAGUAAAGGAGCAGCCAUAGCGAUUUCUCUGUCUUAUUGGGUAAAUGUGGUGUUAAUGGCACUGUAUGUGAGGUUCUCUUCUUCCUGCAAACUUUCAUGGACUGGUUUCUCAAAGAAGGCUCUCAACAAUGUCCUUGACUUCCUUAAACUUGCCGCUCCUUCUGCUAUUAUGCUCUGCUUGAAAAUGUGGACGUUUGAGCUGAUGGUCCUCUUGUCAGGCCUUCUUCCUAAUCCAACCCUACAGACUUCUGUGCUUUCAAUAUGCCUCAAUUUGUUUGGUGUAGCUUGGAUGAUCCCCUUUGGAUUCAGUGCUGCAGUAAGCACACGAGCGUCAAAUGAACUAGGGGCUGGGAAUGCAGAAGCUGCAAAUUUAGCAGUUCUGGUGGUGUUAGGCAUAGCCUUAAGCGAGGGUACGUUAUUACUUGUACUGAUGAUUCUGCUUCGGAAUCUGUUGGGACGAGUUUACAGCGAUGACAAAGAAGUAGUGAGACGUGUGGCCUCCAUGAUGCCAGUUUUGGCCAUUUCUAGCUUCCUUGAUGGGGUCCAAAGUGCUCUUUCAGGAAUUGUGAGGGGGUGUGGAUGGCAGAAGAUUGGAGCGUAUGUGAACCUGGCAUCCUUUUAUGUUGCCGGCGUACCUUGUGCGGUUAUAUUAGCUUUCGUUGUGCGCAUGAAUGCCAAGGGGCUGUGGUUGGGGAUCGUGGUUGCUUUAACACUGCAGGUGGUAUUUUUCAUUGUGAUUACAGUUCGCGCUGAUUGGGAGAAAGAAGCAAAGGAAGCUCGGAGUAGAGUAGAGUGUUCAACUAUAUCCCUCACGGGCACUGCACCAAGUGAUCAAAUAUUACCAUCUUAA